Eimeria acervulina is the source of this 2070-nucleotide messenger RNA. RefSeq lists its product as hypothetical. Bases 1 to 2070 code for a protein of 689 amino acids. The transcript has a single exon. The record is from RefSeq and is a predicted model, not a curated record. Lineage: Eukaryota; Apicomplexa; Conoidasida; Eucoccidiorida; Eimeriidae.
AUGCGCGGCCAGACGGAGAUAACCCCUUCGAGUCCUUGUGGAGAUGCGCCCGUCGUUAGCAUUGAAGCAGGUCCUUUGCUCUGGGACAGUGGAGAUGAAGCGCUGGGAAGAUGGAGAGGCCAUGUAAAUGCUUCUGCAGUUCACCCCACAGUCAAGCGGCAACCUUGUCGGUUAGACCCGAAUUUGCGAGGGAUAACUUUGCUCCUAGUGGCCAGCCUUGCUGCAGCAUUUGUUCUACUGCGUUGUUAUCGUCAGCUCACCGUAGUUAUCAGCCUUGGGAAAAGACCUCUGAGGUCGCUGGCUGACGGGAAAGAGGCAGGGCGGGAAACGGAGUGCAUGGGAGCCGACUGGGCAAUCGUAAAAUCGCCUGCAGGUGCCAGUGAUGGACUUGAACUAGCAGUGCAGCGACGGACUGAAAGUGUAGUGAGAAGGAUAAUACAGGCAACGAAAGACUGCGCGUCUGUUGCGGCUUUGCUGCCGUCGACAUUACCAUUGAGGGUAGCCGAUCUUUUCUUGGGAUUUGGCAUUCAAGAGGUCGCCGCUCUGUCAGUGCUGCUGGGAAGACAGUUUGAAGAACAAAAGGCGGAGGUCCUUCAGACAACUGUACAGGCGGCUCAGGAGCUGAAGUGGUUUUGUCGGCAGCGUACCACAAGGGGGCAGCAACAGCAUGCAUCUCGGCUUGUGCGAUAUGCUCUAGAUCUAUGGGCUGCUGACCCGGAAGUCCUUCCUCUCGCCAAUGAGGUACGUUUGCAGAUGCUGGAGGAGCUUCUGGAACUUCAGGAAACAGCCCUAGGACUCAUAGAGAAUGCCGUUUUGUCAGUUUUGAAUUCCCAAAGCUCAGGCAAGUCAGUUCCUGCGGAACUUGCGUAUGACUUAACCGAGGAAUUGAAACGCAUCAUAUACACCCGCCGUACUCAGGUGUUCAAGAGUAAGCAUUUGAGUCACAGCCUGCGAGACUUUGAAGAACGCCUUACCCGAGGAAACAUAGUGCAUGGGCUGGACUUCCAAGAUCUAGACAGGAAACCUCAACAAACACUCGAAGAGCAGCUUGCCGAGUUAAUUGACGGUGAGGAGUGGGUUAGAUUUCCCCUGAAGCAGACUCAAAGUACUCUGCUAGAGGCCUCUGUUCAAAAACAAGAACCCCCAGCAAAACAAGGCGAACCCGAAGGAAUCCAGAGCUCUGCUACCGGAGGCGCCCAAGCCCGAAAAAUGCUACAGAGAAGCAAUUUCCCAAAAUUCGAGGUACCUCCACGAUUUAGAGGCAUGAGCCGUUUCUCCACACAGCAAGCGCGAGACGAGUGGGCACAAGCAGGUUUGGCAGGAACACACACUGGACAGACCGAGCAGACACCAGGCGGCCUUGAUCCUUCAUAUAAAACUCAAAGGUCGCAGGCCGGUCAUGCCCUGCCUCACCAAGCUCUGGCUACCGCCUCUUCUUCUGGUCAGGUAUUGCCUGAGACAGGAAGAGCUUCUCCGGAGUUGUCGCUAGGGCCCAUCCAGUCCAAGGAACCCUGGAAUAAUAGCCGCUGUUAUGGCACUGCAGCUUCUCCGGCCACGAGGCCACAACCAACAGCGCCAAUAGCAGAAGCGUUGGAGGCCUACUGGCAGACAAGGGGUGAUAAAAUGCCAUUUGAAGUCCCCAGAGAAGCGGCGUGGUCUCCGUGGUCUAGUGUCUGGGCCCCCAGCCUACCGCUUCCACCUCAGCUUCCGCCUAGAGAUUCAACUUCCUCAACGACAGCACAUAUGGCUCACGGGCGUGAGGGAGUCAGUUCACAUGAACCCCCACACUCCAUGGUUUGGCCAGGUCCUGUUCCUCCCUCUUCGUUUCAGUUCACGACACCACAAUCAAUUGCUAGGGGCGCUGUGGAGAUGCUAUUCUCCCUACGACCACAGACCCAGCCUACGGGCAGGCAUCUCAUCGCCAGAGUCCUGUCAAGGCCAAGUUUUGAUUCUCUUUCCAUGUCCACUUCGUCUCUGUUAAUGAACGAGCAGGCAAUUCAGUCAACAGGUAUGUCCAGCUCCUCAGGUUCAGCGAGGAGCCGUGAAUACCUCUAUUCGUUGCGAGAAUAG